Messenger RNA from Notothenia coriiceps (black rockcod), 3001 nucleotides. RefSeq lists its product as uncharacterized. Lineage: Eukaryota; Metazoa; Chordata; Actinopteri; Perciformes; Nototheniidae. Bases 1 to 1416 code for a protein of 471 amino acids. The record is from RefSeq and is a predicted model, not a curated record. The transcript is spliced from 8 exons.
AUGAACUCAGCCGACUCAGAUCAGAUUAAGAACGCUAUCCGCUCUCAGGGCCAACGGCUUGGGCAACAAGAGGAGCGUAUGGCCACCAUGCAGCAGGGAGUGCAGAAUCUAACUAGCAGCCAGAGGGAACUACAAACAUCGGUGACGACCCAAGUUAAUCUACUGGCAGCAGAGGUUCAGCGUGUGCUCACUCACCUGCAGGCUGUUUCUCCUCCUACGACUCCUCCGGUUCCAGCGGUGACCGGAUUCGAUCCCAACCGGGUUACUGAGCCGCACAGUGCUUCCAUGCGUCUGGCUCCACCCGAAAAGUACUCCGGAGACUCAGAAGGCUGCCGGCCGUUCAUCGUGCAGUGUGAGUUACACUAUCACCACCAACCGGCUGCUUUUCCCACGGACAAUUCCAAAGUGGCUUUUAUGAUCUCUCAUCUCUCCAGCCGAGCAGCAGCGUGGGCCACGGCAGAAUGGUCCCGAGGCUCGCCUAUCUGCGGGUCUCUGGAAAACUUCAUAGACACUAUGAGGAAGACCUUCGAUCAAACCACGCCGGGCAGGGAAGCAGCUCGGGCUCUGAUCAAGCUGCGACAACAUCAGCGGAGUGUGGCUGACUACGCCAUUGAGUUCCGGACUAUGGCAGCCGACAGCGGCUGGAACUCCGCUGCAUUGUUUGACGCUUUCGUCAGCGGUCUCUCGCAUUCUUUACAUGACCAAAGAGUGGGAUGUACCUUCAUGGCCCUGGGAAGCCGUAGUCUCACUGAGACUGGGUUUAUGACCUUGGUGAUGGGAAAAGGACCCACAAACCGGGGAGCCAGUUUUCGGGAGAAGUAUCUUCCUAGCCGCAGCCCACACGCGCCGACAACGCCUGAGCAGAGCGUGGGCAGACGGGACCGUGACCUCCCUCUCCGUGGCUGGGAACAGUGGCGGCUGGUAGCCAUAAACACAGUGAAACGGGGACAGGCCCGUGGCAGAAGUAGGGAGGAUGUUGUGUGCAUACUCAACCCAGCUGGACACCCACAGAACUUCAAAACGGAAAUAUUUCCCACAAAUCCCAAAAAAGGUCGCGCCAAAGCUGAGCCGGCCCGACAGACCACCACGAAGAGGAGGAAACGGAAGAACUCGGCCAGCAGCGCCAACAGCGCCGGCACCACGGCCAGCAAGAAGCGCAGCCCGGCCACCAACUUCAGCCUCUCCAGUCAGGACGUGAUGGUGGUGGGCGAGCCGACCCUGAUGGGCGGCGAGUUCGGGGACGAGGACGAGCGUCUGAUCACCCGUCUGGAGAACACGCAGUACGACGCCACCAACGGCCUGGACGACGAGGACGACUUCAACGGCUCCCCGUCUCUGGGGAACAACUGGAGCAGCAAGCCGUCCUCCGGCCAGGACAGCAAGCCGGAGAGCACGGCGCCUCAGCCCUCGCAGUAAAAACAAAAGAAGAAGAAGACCCUGACUCCGUGUGGACUGGACUUUUGAACCUCCCCCUUCCCUCCCUGAGGGCCUCAUAACAUUGUACUGAAUCAGAAAAACUCACCACUGGCCGAAAAAUAUUCUGGAUAUUUUCUUCUUCUCUGAAUCACUGAAACAUCUUGGAGAACUGGCACAGCAAUAUCCCGAGAGACAACAAAUGCAUAUGAGUCCUAUGCACCUGUAAUGUAAAAAAAAAAACAAGGCGUGGGUGGGUUUUUUUUGGGGGGGGGGAAUUGUGGAUCAAAUGCUCCCUCAGUGAAAGCUCUGGUCUGGUGGAUCGCACGGCUGUGAUUGGUUGACCUGCAGGUCACAAGUCAUCAUGCUGACAGUAGGCAGAGGGGAGGAAAGAAGAAGAAUAAAAACAACAAACAAAAUGUCAAGGCAACGGAGGGAAGCGUUUUUAACAGAGCUGGUGGAACCACAUUGGAGACAAAUGAAGCAUUGUUUGAGGCAAUUGCAUUUUUAUUGGAAAUCCAGUCGGCGGUUGUUUCGUUUCUCCUGUUGCUGUUUAUUUCCAUUUCCAAUUAAGUGGGAAUAAAAGUUCUCUACCGCUAUCGACUCCAUUCAAACGACGGGAAAUCGUGUCCUAGGAUGGUUUUUUCCACAUUACCGCGGUCGUCACAGAUUGUGAUUUCAUGCAAACCAGUUUGAUUGUGUUCGUAGUCUAUUGGUAUUUUGCUUCUCUCAGAAUCCUUUGCAGUCACGUUGUAAUUUUUGCCGGUCAGUAUGCGAACUUUGCUGACAUGGAUUAAUGUUUUUUUUCCCCUCUCCUUUCGAAAAAUUUGACUUCUUUCCCUUUAACGACCUACUCCCAAACUGAUACUAAAGCCUUUUUCCUGCAUGAUUUUAUAGGAUUUUCAUUUCGUUUGAUAUAUGUACUUUUUAAAAAAACACAUCAAGUCUGAUUUUCCUUUUGGGUUCAUCAGUUUGGGAACACUGUUACAAGGUGUGUAGCUCUGUAAAUAGAGGUGGAGGCUAUUUUGUCCACUGUAAAUCAGCCACUGAAACCAGUUUGGAUAUGGCAGCUGUUUUGUUUUUCGCAGAAGGAUCAGAUUUCUGUCGGGUGGUUUGGAUGGACGCUGGUUUGCUUCGCUCAAAAAACAAAACCCUCUGAUGUCUCCCAUCUUCUCUAGCUAGUGCACAACCAAAGCCACAACGUUAAGUCACAUUUCUUGUAUAUUCUGUGACAAAAGAACAAAACAAUUUUACAUUUUGAGAAACAAAGCACAGACAAAAUCCCAUCCGCCCCACAGAAAACAUUUGAUAUCCCCGUCUUUGUGCUCACAAUUGUUCUUUAAUCUUUAAUUGAAUUGAUAAUAUAUCCCUGAUCUGAGUCAGCGACAUUAUGUCUUUCUACAAUUGGAUCUUAUGGGUAUUUAUUUGUGCAUUUGUAAGGAAGCUAACACAUUUCUAAAUAUGUUUGAGCCUAGUAUUAUUAGACACCAUUUGUACAUUAUAUAGCAGAGGUGUUCAGUGUCAUAUCUGAUGUCUGGUAUGUAUGCUUUACCAUUAUGUGUGCCAAUAAACCGUGCUUACAAAAGAA